Amaranthus tricolor (Joseph's coat) is the source of this 3541-nucleotide messenger RNA. RefSeq names its product leucine-rich repeat receptor-like serine/threonine-protein kinase RGI4. NCBI's taxonomy places the organism in Eukaryota, Viridiplantae, Streptophyta, Magnoliopsida, Caryophyllales, Amaranthaceae. The coding region runs from base 129 to 3407 and encodes 1092 amino acids. Gene Ontology annotation, biological process: protein phosphorylation. The record is from RefSeq and is a predicted model, not a curated record. Gene Ontology annotation, molecular function: ATP binding; protein kinase activity; protein binding. The transcript has 2 exons.
CAUAUCAAAAUGCAAGUAAUCAGGAGCUUCUGGCUUUAUGUUCUAUAAACAAAACAUGGGGUUUCCCCCCACUUCUACAAUCCCAAAGCCCCAUCUGCCCUGUUUCUUCUCUAUGCUCUCUCCCAGCAAUGCCUGCAAAACUAAGCAAUCUCUGUUCACUUUCUCCUAGGACAUUUACUUCUAUAAUUUCCUCCUACACAUUAUUCUUUAUACUACUUUUCAACUUCUUCCAUGUGUGUACUUCCAUUGAUGAGCAAGGCCAAGCUUUGUUAACAUGGAAGAACACCUUAAACACUUCAAAACACACAUUAGACUCAUGGGUGCCCGAGGACCGAACCCCUUGCAAUUGGGUGGGGGUUCGGUGCGACGAGCAAGCACAAGUAGUUGAGCUUAGAUUACAAGGAAUGAACUUACAAGGUUCAUUGCCUUCUAAUUUGCAGUCUCUUAAAGGGCUUAAGACCCUUAUAUUAGCUUCCACUAAUCUAACAGGAGAAAUCCCUGUGGAGUUUGGUGGGUAUAAGGCAUUGACACUGAUUGAUAUUAGUGACAAUGCUAUCACAGGAAGAAUCCCAAAUGAAAUCUGUAUGCUGCAGAAUUUGCAGACUUUAUCAGUUCAUACUAAUCAUCUAGAAGGUUCUAUACCCCAAGAAAUCGGGAACCUUUCGAGCCUUGUUGAUCUUAUUGUGUAUGAUAAUCAAUUGAGUGGCGAAAUCCCACCGAGUAUAGGUAAGCUUGUGAAGUUAGAGGUGUUCCGAGCAGGCGGGAAUCAGAAUCUUAAGGGGGUGCUUCCUGCUGAGAUUGGGAAUUGCAGUAACUUGGUUAUGCUUGGGAUUGCUGAAACUAGCCUCUCGGGAAGCUUACCGAGAUCGAUAGGGAAACUGAAGAAAGUUCAGACCAUUGCAAUUUACACUUCUUUACUGUCUGGUCCUAUCCCUGAAGAGAUAGGGGACUGCACUGAAUUGCAGAAUUUGUAUUUGUAUCAGAAUUCAAUCUCGGGCUCGAUUCCUAAGAGAUUGGGGGAGUUGAAAAAGCUUCAGAAUUUGCUUCUAUGGCAGAACAGUAUUGUGGGUAGUAUUCCUACUGAAUUGGGGGGCUGUUCUAAUCUGUCUGUCAUUGAUUUGUCUGAAAAUUUACUGGCAGGAAGUAUUCCUGCAAGUUUGGGGAAUCUCUCGAUCUUGCAAGAGCUUCAGCUUAGUGUUAAUCAACUGUCAGGAUUUAUACCUCCUGAGUUAACUCGCUGCGCUGCCCUCACUCACCUGGAAGUCGACAACAACGAUCUUGCAGGUGAGAUACCGGAAAGUAUAGGCGAGUUGAAAAGCUUGACACUUUUUUUCGCCUGGCAGAAUAGGCUCACAGGUAAAAUACCCGUGGGCCUAGCUCAAUGCGAGGAGUUGCAAGCGCUUGAUCUAUCUUACAAUCAUCUCUUUGGGCCGAUACCCAAGGAGAUUUUCGAGCUCAGGAAUCUCACCAAGUUGCUUCUUCUUUCAAAUGAUUUAUCAGGAUUCUUACCACCAGAUAUAGGGAAGUGUACUAAUUUGUACAGGUUCCGGGUGAAUGGAAAUAAACUGGUUGGUACUGUUCCAUCCGAGAUUGGAAACUUAAAGAGCUUAAACUUCCUUGAUUUAAGCAAUAAUCACUUCACCGGAAGUAUACCCCCUUCUUUGUCUGGUUGCUCGAGCUUGGAAUUUUUCGACGUGCACUCGAACGGGCUCACGGGCUCCUUGCCAGAUGCUUUACCUAAAAGUCUACAGUUUGUAGACAUAUCAGACAACCAGCUCAAGGGUACACUACCCCGUUCAAUUGGAUUCUUGAAUGAGUUAACUAAGCUUAAUUUGGGUAAGAACCAAAUCUCUGGUACCCUUCCUGCUGAAAUUCUGUCAUGCAAUAAACUCCAACUUUUGGACCUGGGAAACAAUGGUUUUUCAGGGGAGAUACCAAAAGAAUUGGGUCAACUCCCCGCCUUGGAAAUCUCUUUAAAUCUUAGCUUCAAUCAGUUUUCAGGUGGUAUUCCUACUGAAUUCUCUGGCCUAACCAGGUUAGCUGUUCUAGACCUUUCCCAUAACAAGCUUACUGGUAACUUGAAUAUCCUAGGAAGCCUACAAAAUCUCGUUUCUUUGAAUAUCUCGUACAAUGAUUUCUCCGGGCAUUUGCCUAACACCCCGUUCUUUCACAAACUCCCUAUCAGUAGCCUUGCUGGGAACAAAGCCCUUUACUUAUCCGAUGGGAUAGAAAACGAUGAUAAACAUGACAAGCAAGCUCGGUCCACAAUGAAGUUAGCUAUGUCGAUCCUGGUUAGCAUUAGUGCGGUGUUAAUAUUACUUGGAAUCUAUAUGCAAGUCCGCGCUAGAAUUGCUGAUCGAGCUUUAAUCGAAGAUGAGACUUGGGAGCUGACUCUAUACCAAAAGAUGGAGUUAUCGAUAGAAGAUGUCAUAAAGGAAUUGACUUCCGCGAAUGUUAUAGGAACGGGAAGUUCUGGGGUAGUAUACAAGGUAACUCUGCUUAAUGGGGAGACACUUGCUGUGAAAAAGAUGUGGUCUACAGAUGAAACUGGGGCCUUCAGGUCGGAAAUUCAGACCCUGGGCUCCAUUCGCCAUAAGAACAUAGUUCGACUUCUAGGGUGGGGUUCGAACAGAAGCCUCAAACUUUUGUUUUACGAUUACUACCCCAACGGGAGCUUGAGCUCCCUCCUUCACGGUGCUGUGAAGGGCGGAGGAGCAGAAUGGGAGGCUCGAUAUGACAUUGUUCUUGGAGUGGCUCAUGCACUCGCCUAUUUGCAUCAUGAUUGUGUGCCUGCAAUCUUACAUGGAGAUGUCAAAGCCAUGAAUGUCUUGUUGGGUUCGAGAUUUGAGCCUUACCUAGCCGAUUUUGGGCUAGCCACUCUUGUAGAUAACUGUUCAAAAAUCAAUCAAAGACGUCACUUAGCUGGUUCCUAUGGUUAUAUGGCACCUGAACUUGCUUCAAUGCAACGAUUGACUGAGAAGAGUGAUGUCUACAGUUUUGGGGUUGUUUUACUUGAGGUUUUAACAGGAAAACAUCCAUUAGACCCAACCUUACCAGGAGGAGCCAACUUAGUCCAAUGGGUCCGAGAACAUCUCCAAAACAAAGGGGAUCCUGCAGACAUACUAGAUGCCAAACUCAAAGGUCGAGCUGAUCCUCAGAUGCACGAGAUGGUGCAGACUUUGGCAGUCUCGUUCUUAUGUGUUAGUAGUCGAGUGGAUGACCGUCCUUCAAUGAAGGAUGUUGUGGCCAUGCUCAAGGAGAUUCGACAUGUUGAUAGUGCUAGACCCGAACCUGAUUUGACCAAAGGGAUGGCGCCAGUUCUACCCGCGCCAUCCCCUAAAAGGAAUGUGGUUAGCCAAGGCUCUUCCAACUGCUCCUUUUCAUUCUCUGACGAUUCUUUGUGUUAGAAAUGGUUAUAAUUCAGAAAAAGAAGCCAUUGUUUGUAUAUUGAAGUGAGUUAGAUAAUUCAUCAUUAAGCUAAACAUUUGAGAUUUUGCUCUAUUUUUAAGUGUUUGUAGAUUAUACUAAUAAUUACCCAUUA